GGUAAGACAGCAUGAACCGUAUUGACUAAGCAUCGUCACUCCUUGAUUUUGCUAAUGUUUGGUUUUGUACCAUGCAGGUUGGACAGGAGAAGGCAGCGGAAGAUAAAGGACUGGGACAAGCAUCAUGCUUCGUAUGUUACCCGCUUCCAGCUUUGUGUGGAGGAAGCUCGUAGCAGUGCACGCGCCAAGCUUCGUGAGCAUUUUCCACUUGCUUUUGAUAACUACAUACGAUGGCUUCUUGAAAAUACUCGAGUUGAGAUAUGCCCGCCGGCAUAUAAUGAGGAUAUUCUUGAAGAACCCGUAAACUUUGAGGAUCUAUCAAAGGGGAAGUACAACAGAGAUGUCAGGGUAGGGCACGGAGUCCCUGCUGUUCCGGUGAUUAACUAUGUGCGCACCGAGAUCAAGAAAGCAGCUGAUGAGAGCCAGUCUAUUCUGGAGGAAACACCGGUUGGAAAAGGCAAUGAUGAUGGUCCACUACGAGCAUUCCUCAAGCGUCAGGCCAGGAAGUUAAGGCGGUUAUCGAAUCUUCUCGGUUGCCGUGAUCCCGAAAUUGAUGAACCAUCUGCCUCUAGGUCUGGUACACCAUCAGACCCCUCAUCUCACCAUCAGAGGGACGAUGUGAGUUCCUCAUAUGCUUAUCAGGAUGAUGAGGGUGCGGUCACCCAAGAGGUAUGACUAAUCCUUUAGAUGUGAUUCUCACUUGAUUACGACGUCGGUCUUCACCAUA
This is a messenger RNA of Triticum urartu, 727 nucleotides long. Lineage: Eukaryota; Viridiplantae; Streptophyta; Magnoliopsida; Poales; Poaceae. The record is from RefSeq and is a predicted model, not a curated record.